Stegodyphus dumicola is the source of this 635-nucleotide messenger RNA. RefSeq names its product toxin-like protein 14. The record is from RefSeq and is a predicted model, not a curated record. Lineage: Eukaryota; Metazoa; Arthropoda; Arachnida; Araneae; Eresidae.
ACAUCAGCUUCCCUCAGUCUUCCUCGUCUUGCUAGGAAAUUUAAAGAAGACAAGAAAAUGAAGGAGGUCUAUCUGUUAUUUCUUUUGAUUGGAGUAAAUGCAAUUCCUCUUGGAAUUAAUGCAUAUGUUUUUCAACACGAUUUAGACACCAAAAAUGGCUUUUGCGAAGGUCCUGAUUACGGCCGCAUUCCAGUAGGCAGUACUGGCUAUAAUGAUGAAAAAUGUGAGAAAUAUGUAUGCGAAGAGAACCAUCUCACCGGUGAAGGGUGCGGUUCUGUGAGAGCAGGCGAUGGUUGCUGGCUUGUUCGUGGAUCAGGACGUUAUCCAGCUUGCUGCCCAAGUGUCAGAUGCGCAAAUACUGAACAUUCAGACGGCUGAAGGAACUACGAACUGAAGCAAAUAGCAUAUAAAUUAAUCAAAAGCUACAUUUUUCUAUCUGAUCAGGAUGAUCAAUAUAUACGCUAUGGUCAAUAUGUACGCUACAUCGAUAAUCAAAACGUCUGAUAACGUAUGCUUAUGUCCCGCGUUUGAUUAUGUCUAAUAACAACUUGCAUUUUUGCAUGAUAAAAUUGUUAAAUGCUACUUCAUGCAGACGUUAGAUUUGAAUAUUAAAAAUUUUAUAUUAUCCUGCAUUA